AUGACGACCCGUACGCCUUCCUCCUUGCCCCCAACCUCGAACGACACAGCGCGUCUGUCUCGAGUGUCCUCGACUAUACCGUCUGGGUCAACUACGCCUUUCACGCCCGUCUGCAUGCCCAGUCCAGUGCCUUCCGCCAGCCACGAAUGUAAGGCUAUUUCUAAGCCCCUUCAACUCAGCGAGACAACCCCUUCAUCUGGGACGUCGGCCAGUGCGGCACGAGUGAGCGAGACCCGCCGCUCCUCACUGUCUAAGCUCGGUCCAACGUACCCUCAACCCUUCUUCAAACCAUUUGAAGAAGACGUCCCCAACGCGGAGAAGUCCAGCGACGUUAAAUUCCCGUCACUCUCGGACCUUCCUCCCGACCAUUUAAGCCACGACAGCUCGGGAACCACUCUGCCCGGCGCCUGGGGCCCUAGCAGCCCGCUCCCAGCGAGGACUGCAUCCUUCGCGUCCGCUAGCUUCAUCGGGGUUGACAUUCCGGCUCGGGACCUCCGCUCUCCUCUCCUCUCCGCGACAGUAAGCCGGACGCUACCUCCACCCCUUGGCGUUCGUCCUCGAACCGAACAUAACCUCGAGGCUCCCCCGUUCUCCCUACCACGCCAGAUACGACGGGCUGCCAAGGGAACGGCCAAUAAGAUACACUUAUGGGACAUCCUCGACGGCAGCGGCAGGUUCUACCAGCACAUGCGAAGGCCGGAAGAGGCGCACCAGGUAUACCUUGAACUCAAGGCCCCGCACAGCCUGGAGAGAUUCGGCGCUCUGUUCGACGAAGGCAAUAAUUUCGUCAGCGAAGAACUUGAAGAAACGGAUGUGCGCGACAUGAAGAACACAGAAGACAAGGACUCCCGUUUCCAUCUCAUCACUCCGCUGAUGACGAGGGUCGAAUACAUCAUCGACGGCACCGAGGCUCUUGUGGUCUCUAUCUUGGUCCUCGAGGGCGCUUCGUCCAAAGGCAUGAUAUCAGACGCCUAUCAAACGACGCAGUACCGCGUAGCUAAGGCCCUGACCAUCAUCCUUCAACGUUGGGCCUUGCAUAACGGUCAGAACUACAGCGGUACAAUCAACUCCACCGCCUCCAACUUCAGCGAAGACCUUCGAACCUCAAAGACCAAGCGUGCAAUGCUUGACAAAUGGUUCAAGCAUCCCGGCAUCUAUCCUAAUCUCACGCCGGAGUACCAAGCGGUAGUACAACGCCAACUCAACGCGGCUCCAGAGUCUGAUGACCCUGCUUCGAACGCGCAAGUUCUCUCCGAGCAACGAUUUAGCAGGUUGCCGAAAACUCUACUCGACAAUCCUCUAUUCCGUCUGCGUAUCCCCUCGCCUAGAGAAAGGACGGACCUCGAGUCGUCCGCAUCCUCGGCCGACCUCGUCGAACAAGAGCUUACUCAAGGAGCUUCUUAUCUUUCUGCCGAGCCCACGCAGUCCUUCGGGACUAGUGGUGUUCGAUUGCCUCCUUCUACUGUCGACAUGCGUCCCAGGUACACCCAACGAUCCAGCUACACGAACCCAGAUUUCCUGCUUCCCCCGGAUCGAGACGACUUGCCCAAGCGAGUUCAAUUCCAAGAUGCUUCGUACGCUGGUGAUUCAGCUUACCCAGCUUCUGUGUCAACCUAUACUAUUCCGGUACCCGCGACAAAUCCAGCUACCUCGCAGGACAACCGACCGUCAUCAGGCCCGUUCCCUCGAGGGAACUCUCGCACCCUACCAGAAUCCGACGCUGCUCGCGUCGUCCGGGAAGCUGUUUAUCCAGGAGGACCGCCGCUGUCCUCCCUCAAGUCGCUCUCGAAUCUCCAUAUAGUCUUGACAGACCCAGCUCCGUCGACCUUCAUUUGA
This is a messenger RNA of Fomitopsis serialis, 1836 nucleotides long. RefSeq lists its product as uncharacterized. Lineage: Eukaryota; Fungi; Basidiomycota; Agaricomycetes; Polyporales; Fomitopsidaceae. Bases 1 to 1836 code for a protein of 611 amino acids. The transcript has 2 exons. The record is from RefSeq and is a predicted model, not a curated record.